This is a messenger RNA of Geodia barretti, 1962 nucleotides long. Lineage: Eukaryota; Metazoa; Porifera; Demospongiae; Tetractinellida; Geodiidae. The record is from the annotation of a GenBank genome assembly.
CCCCGUUCGGACCACUAAAUAGGUUUGCUCGCUCCCGCUCGCCAGAAAUAAAACGCCCGCGCUGCCCUGCGCAGCUUGUCUAGUUAGGAUGUUUCUUUCACUUCAAGUGCUCUGUAUAUUGGCUUUUGCAGCAAUACGAACGACAUGUUUUGAAUGCGGGAUUAACAUAACUGGUUAUUCCGCUGAACUCACACCCUUGUCAGUGGAUGUGCCAUCUGGAAGCUCUGUUACUCUCACGUGUCGUACAACACCACUAGUUACCUUUCCUCAGUGGUACAUUGAUGAUGAGGCGUUCACAGCAGAUCGUCUUCCGGUGGACUUUACUGCUAAUGAAUCAAGCAUUCGCUUUGCAGCUGAAGAUGACGUGGAGAUAUUUUGUUUUUUUAGAGUAAUAUUGGGUGGAUCAGUCGUCAAUAUAUGCAGCAAACCUUCUUCUAUUGCUGUAGAAGGCCCUCGUGGUCCAACUGAUUAUGCUUCAUGCAAUGAUGUGAAGGUAUCAUUCUUCUCAAAUGCUAACAACACGUUGACUAUAUAUAUUGAUGGCAUUAAAGAACACACGGAUGACUGCAGUGUUUCUGUUCUUUUGACAGACUGUGCUCAUUCUGAGAAUCGUGCCGAAAUGUCAGAACCGGUCAAUGCUGAAAAUGGUUUAGCGACUAUCACAACCGAUAUUAGAAAAUUCUCUGAGAAGAGUAUCAGCGUUGACGUUUCAGCAGAGAGUUGCAAUCUUCCCUGUGAACCCCCUCAUAAUUACUACUUCACUGCUAUAAAACCAACUGGCAAAAGGCACGUUCCAAAUGGUAGUUACAACGGGACUCUGAUUGCUGAUGCAUUUAGUGAGGCGGCUAUUGACUGCAACUUCAGAGGAAAUGUAUCAUUCUUCUCGAAUGCUGACGACAUGUUGACUAUAUAUAUUGACGGCGUUCAAAGAAACACCGAUGACUGCAAAGUUUCUGUUCUCUUGACAGACUGUACUGAUUCUGAUAAUCGUGCCGAAAUGUCAGAACCGGUCAAUGCUGAAAAUGGUUUAGUGACUAUCACAACUGAUAUUCGAAAAUUCUCUGGGAAGAGUAUCAGCGUCGACAUUUCAGCAGAGAGUUGCAAUCUUCCCUGUGAAACCUCCCAUAAUUACUACUUCACUGCUAUAAAACCAACAGGCAAAAGGCACAUUCCAAAUGGUAGUUACAGCGGGACUCUGAUUGCUGAUGCAUUUAGUGAGGCGGCUAUUGACUGCAACUUCAGAGGAAAUGUACUUGAGUACACCAUUUGUGUACAAUCAGGAGGAUCAAUUGACUGCUUUGAUAAUCCAUGUCUUAGCGAUAAAGUUUUCCCAGCAAAGUGCUUUGGCAGUAGUAGCAAUGCCAUUGAAGUUGACAAAGCUGGAAAUGGAACAAUUGUCUCAAUAUUCUGCCCUAAGAGGAAUUGUGGAGACCUUUAUUAUAGCAGUGUGGCAUUUAACUUUGUAAUAUUGACAUGUGAUGAGAAUGCUGAAUUCAAAGGAGGGGAAUGUAUAUGCAAUGGGAAUUACACUGGAGAUGGAAUAACUUGUACACCCUCUCUAAUAAAUCAUGGCUCUACACUUGGAAGCCAUGUGAUUGUCGUCUUAUUUGGCUUCUUACUUUCAUUGUGGGCUAUUGGACUCUGAGGAAAAGACUGUAGUGCAUGCCUGUCAAGGGUUUUGACAAAUUAAGUUUGGAAUGAUUGAAGACAUCAGACACUCUGGCUGUAUCUAUACCAUAAGCUUCCACAGCAGCAUGGAGACUGGCUGUCCUGGGGGGAGGAAGAAUGUGAGGCAAAGACGGAGAGAACUGAAGGGUAAGACAACAGCACACAGUCUCUGCUGGAGAGACAUCAGGAGAGCAGAGCAAACUGUGUGUGGAGGAGGUUCGAUGCAGUUGAACCACUCCGAACCAGAGUACAAGUACACUACACACCUCAUUCCCAUUGCCAAUAUGUCCGUCG